Messenger RNA from Plasmodium knowlesi strain H, 1797 nucleotides. Its product is annotated as conserved Plasmodium protein, unknown function. The coding region runs from base 1 to 1797 and encodes 598 amino acids. Lineage: Eukaryota; Apicomplexa; Aconoidasida; Haemosporida; Plasmodiidae. The transcript has a single exon. The record is from RefSeq and is a predicted model, not a curated record.
AUGAUCAUCCUAUCAAAGGCACUGCACUUCCUGUCAUCCCAGAAUGAGCGAAACGUAAAGGUACAUCGUAUGAAAAUUCCAGACAUAAUCAAGCUGCUCAACAGACAUAAGGAAAUAAAGCAAGAUGACCUGGACAACAUAAACAUACAAAUCAUUAACACCCUAAAUGAUAUCAACCCGAGCAAAAUUAUAAACAACAUAGUAAAUAAUAAUGUGAGAAAAAAGGACGAUUUAAAAUCGUUAAAAAAAAAAAUUUAUUUCAACCAUUUGUUACUCAAAACAGGGCUCGAAAGGGGAAACCUCUUCAAGGCGUACGAAUGUAAGGAAGAGACAAGCGGAAGUACCAACUCACAAAAUGAGGCCACAGCGAAAGAUAGUGAGGUUGGGCAGGUUGGCCAGGUUGGCCAGGUUAGCGGUGUGCACAAAAAUAUAUAUGGAAGGAAUAGGAGGAGGGUGAAAAUGAUCAAAGGAUCCCAAAGCAGCGACAGUGAAAAAAACACUCAAGGUAAUGAAAAAGGAGAGUUGAACAUGGAGGUGCUUUGCGAUGUGCCCAAUGGAGAACACCAAAGGGGAAGAGAAAAAUUUACCUCCUUCGAAUUAGCAAAUAAUUACUCCAACUUCAUCCUGGAUAAUAUUUUGAGACAUGUCUGCUCGUACAUUUACAACUACAAAAUAUUAAACAAAAUAAAUCAGGAGGAGAAUAAGGGGCACGAACUCGUUUCGCUCUUCUUAAUGUCCAGCAUAUUUCACAACUUCUUUGAAUUAAAAUUUGGGUAUUCCUACAUAGUGCAUUUUCUCAAUGGGCUAAAGUUAUACAAAAUUAAGGGAAAUAUAAAUGUCGAUCAUCUGGUCUUCGACUUGAUUGACGGGUAUGUUGCUGAUGUAGAACACAGGGGAGAUAUGCUCUCCGAGGGAGAAGCAGACCCCGUUUUGGAAAAGGUUUACGACGUGUCCUUCGUUAUAGACUACCUGAGUAGGAAUGCAAACAGAAGCAGUCACCAAAUAGCCCAGGGGCACAAUUUCUGCUUGCACACAUUUGAGGAUGCGAAAAAAAGGCAAACAUAUGUAUUGAACAUGAAAGAUAAAAUAUUACUAAGUUACAGCGCACAGGAGUCUUAUUUAAACCACUUUUUACAAAUUUUGCAAAAUAAGUACAAUACUGAAAGGAUGAGUUUUUCAAGUUACUGUCUUUUGAUCCAUAUGUAUAGCAUGUCCAAUCAUUUCGUAGUGAACAUGUUUUCCUCUCUUCCCUUGUCAUUUCUGAAGAAUAAAAUGGACACAAAUAUGAGCAAUUUAAUCAUUUUAUUAAAUUCGUGCAUUUUUUUCUUAAGAGGAAAGUCAUUUUUAAAUACGCUGAACGCGUUUCACGUUCACGUAGUAUCAGAAGGUGAGGGAAAAUUAAUUGAGGACAACGAUUACAUGCAGAACGAUUAUGUGCAGAACGAUUACCUGCACAACGUGAAGGAAAAAAUAUACGCGUUGACAGAGCAGCUAAUAAAUUACAUCUUUCAGAACAAAGGAACACUCAAUAAUAAUCAUUUGUUGCAAUUAUUUGAGAUUCUAUCAUUUGUAAAAUAUAACAAAUCGCUCUUCAGUUACAUUUUUAACAAAAUGAACGAAAGUCUUUGCUUGCUGGACAAAUAUCAAAUUUUUUAUUUUUUAAAUUCUCUGUCAAAUUACGACAUUGUGUGCAAAGGCGCAAAAAGGGAUAUUUCCAUACACACGUAUAAACAACUGCAAGAGUAUUCACCUAAGGAGAGGCAGCGUUUGGAGGGAUACCUCCGUGCGCACCAUUAG